Molecule: messenger RNA, 5233 nt
Organism: Antechinus flavipes (yellow-footed antechinus)
Lineage: Eukaryota; Metazoa; Chordata; Mammalia; Dasyuromorphia; Dasyuridae
Gene: BEND2
Product: BEN domain containing 2
Exons: 11
Coding region: 2177-4390 (737 amino acids)
Molecular function (GO): DNA binding
Source: RefSeq, a predicted model, not a curated record
GACUUCUUUAUUUUUGGAUUCUCAUUACAUCAUACAGUGCCUUGUUCACAAUAGACAAUUAAAACUGAUAUCCAGGGAGGUAGUGCCUUGACCACAGUCAGUGGCAAAACCAAAAGGUAACUGAUUUCACUGAACACAUAUUGAGCUGCUUUCAUAUCAUAGUUCUUAUCUGCUCCCCUCCACCCCCCUUUCUUUUCCUUUUAAAAAAAUUAAAUUUUUUUUUUCUGAUUAUACAUGUACAUUAUUUUCUUUAAAAUACUCAUUUCUUUAUGAAUCAUGUUGGGAGCGAAAAAUCAGAACAAAAGGGAAAACCACAAAAGAAAAAAAAAGCAAAUGUAGCAUAUGUCAAUUUACAUUAAUUCUACAGAGUUUUCUCUCUGGAUGUAAAUGGUAUUUUCUAUCCAAAGUUUAUUAGGAUUGCCUUGAAUCACUGAAUCACUGAGAACCAAGUCUUUCAUAGUUGAUCAUCGCACAACCUUGUAGUUACUGUGUAUACUGUAUUGUUGGUUCUACUUGUUUUGCUCAGCAUUAAUCCAUGUAAAUCUUUCCAGACCUUUCUAAAAUCAGCUUGUUCAUCAUUUUUUUAAUAGAACAACAAUAUUCCAUUACUUUCAUAUACCAUAACUUAUUCAGCCAUUUUCCAAUUAACGGGCAUCUAUUCGCUUUUCAAUUCUUUGUCACCAUAAAGAGAGCCGCUAUAUAUAUUUUUUGCACAUAGGGGCCUUUCCCCCUCCUUUAUGAUUUCCUUGGGAUAUGGAAUCAGUAGCAGCACUGCUGGCUCAAAUGGCAUGCACAAAUUUCUAGUCCUUUAGGCAUAGUUCCAGGUGCUCUCCAGAAUGGUUGCAACAUUUCACAUCCAUCCACCAACAAUGCAUUAGUAUCCCAGUUUUCUCAUAUCCCCUCCAACAUUUAUCCUUAUCUUUUCCUGUCAUUUUAGCCAAUCUGAGAGGUAUGAGGUGGUACUGCAGAGUUGUUUUAAUUUGCAUUUCUCUGAUCAAUAGUGAUUUAGAGCAUUUUUUCAUAUGACAAUAAGUAUUAAUUUCACCAUCUGAAAAUUGUUCAUAUCCUUUGAAUCAAUUGACUUGUAGUCUUCCAAAUUUUUAGAAAUGAGGCCUUUAUCAGAGACAAUGGAUAUAAAGUUUUUUUUUCCCCCCCAGCUUUUUACUUUGUACUUCCCUUUUAAUCUUGUUUGUGUGCAAGACCUUUUUAAUGUAAUUGAAGUGUCCACUUUGCUUUCUAGUUCUUUGAUCUUUGAUCAUAAAUUCCUCUCUUCUCCAAAGAUCUGAUAGGUAAACUAUUCCUUCCUCUCCUUCUUUGCUUAUGGAGCAAACUUUCUUUUCCUUUUCCAUAAUUACUUCCUAUCAUUCUGGGAAGCGGUGAUAAAAAAAAAAAAAAAUGUUUUUUACAAACGAGGUGCUUAUUAAAUGCUUAUUGGGAGUCAUGAAAAAUCAGUUUUUGGCUUCCUAUUUUUGUUUACUUAGCUGAGGGAAAAUAGGAUUGGGUCAAGGAUAAUUAAGUGCACAAUAAUAAUAAUAUUUAUACUGUGCCACCUAGCUACAUGGAGUUUUAUAAAAGGGGAGGCGGGGUGCUGUUUGUUGAGCUUUUCCAUUGGUUUGGCUUUGAACUUGUUUGCAUUAUGGGAAUUCACUUCUUCCUAUUUAUGACAUUAAAGUUAGUAUGGAUGGAAAAGGAGGAAAGUUGUUUCACCCCGACUUGCUUGCUACUCGAGGUGGAAGGAAGGCAGGAAGAGUAGGUUACUCAAUCUGCAUAAACGCUACUAAGCAAAGGAUACAAAAGGAAGUAGCAGGAAGGGAAUGAGUCAAUCUCAACCUGCUUAACUAAGCAGCAACAGGGCAAGAGGCACUUUCUGCUUCCGUUUGGGCUUCCGCCCGUGCCCGGAGGGUACUGUUCUAACUGGGAGCCAUUGCGCAGCCGCAGAAAUUUAAAAUAGUUUGAUAUUCUCGUUGCCUGUCUAGUCCCUUCCGUUUCAACGCCAUCUUCCAUCCCCACCCACCUGUGCCAAGGGAAACCCGAGCCCGCGGCAGCGCAGAGACUGAGCCAGAGUGGCAGAACACACAGUGCCAGGGUCUAGACAUGUCUGAGGAGCAAGGUAAAGCAGCGUUGCAAGCUUCUCAUUAAUUGGGGGGGUGCUUUUCUCCUGGCCCGCUGCAACCUAAUGGAAGGAAAGGAAAACGCUCUGUCAUCAUUCCUAACGGCCCUCAGGAAACGCUUAGAAAGGAGCUCUCUCGAUCCCACCCCUUUCUUCGGCACUACUCUGGAUUGGCCAGCCCACGAAAGAGGGUGUGUCGCGGCCGCCAAUUGGUCAGGAGUAUCGUCUAUUGUUUUGUGGGGUCUCAAGCUCAAAUCCUUUUUCCUUUCAACCCCCUUAGUCCUCCCUCUCCCUUUCCCUCUUGGUACUCCGAGGGUUUGGGAGGAGCGGGUGAGACCCGGAAGAAAGACCGGGACCGCGGGGAGGGAAGUAGAAGUGCGCUUGCGCACGCGGUGUUCUCGGGGCUUCACACUCUCGAUUCGCGAGGAAAUGAGGAAAGGGCUGGGCAUGGGGCGAACCCGAGGUGAACAUUUAUCAGUACUGGGCAACCAAAUAGUUUCACAGAUAAAACAUCCAUGUGAAAUAAAGCAAAGUGGUCAUAACAGAGAGGAAACAGAGUUUCUAGUUUUGCAUAAAAGAAGACGGAUUGCCUCUUCAUUGGAAAAUAAUACAAUGAGUGCUCAAGAACCUGAGUAUGAAGAUAGAGGAAGUGUUGUAUAUGAAUAUGAGCCAGAUUAUGAAUGUGGUAGUAUUACAUCUGAAGCAUCCUACACAGGAAAUUAUCAGAAAACACUUAUGGAAGUCCUUAACUAUUGCCAGGCAAUGUAUGAUGCAAUCCAGAAACUAGAUAAGAAGUUUGACCUACUUCAUGAAAAGGUUUCAGAAAUGCAGCAUACUAGGAUGAAACCCUUGCUUCUCAAACCUAGACCAAUUGGUUUUACAUAUAGAAGUUCUAAUCAUGUACCUGUUGGAAAAAUUCGAGUACAAAAACCGGUGGAAAGGAAAUCUAGCAUUCAGAUCUCUCUCUCUGGACAGGAAGGUCAUAACCCAUCUUUAGCAGUGGUGCUACCACAAAACCAUGCUCAAACCAAUUCUGUGGGAAAGUCUCUUCAGACACCACUUAAAAUUGAAUCUCAGCAACAAGAUCUCAGACAGAGUCCAACUCUUCCUACAAUUGUCUCUACACAUUCAUUGUAUCAACCAUUUACAGGAGUAGUUAACAAAAUACCUGACUUUUCUUUGCAAAACAAGUUGGUCAACACAGUUGUUGAAAAUACUAUCUCAGCUGCAAAAAGUUCUCCAGUAAUAACUACAGUGACACCCACAAAACCUGAAGACUGUUUGGGAAGGAAUACUAUUAUGACGGGUUACCCAUUUUCACAGGAAAGUACAAUACUUAGUCAAGAAUUACAUCCAUCUUCUAUCUGCAUCAAUCCUAGUUUUGAGUAUAUUGGUGAUCCAAAGAGGAAUGUAAAGGUUCUUGGGACAUAUUUGAUGAAAGCUCGUCAAAAGACCAAACCCAAGUAUGCAGCACGCUACUUGGUUCGAGUUUUGUUCCCCAAGGAAAUGCUGUUAUGUAGUGUUAUGGGUGUCAGUACACGAGGUCGAAGAACUUUGGAUCCCAAUAAAGUUGCUGCAAUAAGAGAAUUUCUUGCAACACAUUUUCCAAACUAUGAUCUGAGUGAAUAUGGAAGAGACUGGAAAACCUGCAUUACCAAUGUAAAUGCUAUGAUUCGCUGUCUAUGCCGUGAAGCCAAAAUGAGGCCUGAGGAAAGUGAAAACAAAGAUAUACUUCCAGUCACCUCAGAGCAAUCUGUGUGUGUAGACAUGAAUUAUAAUGAUAAAGGUGGAGAAGUCAGUUCUCAGGUGUCUCAGAAAGUGCCUGCCUUAGGAAGAAAUGGAAUACAAACUUCAAUAUGGGACAGUAAUUUGUCACCUGAAGUGCCUCAAGCUUCUUCAUCUAAGAAACUGCCAUCUUUAGAACCAAUGCAACUUCUUGGUUACCCAUGGAGAAAUGUACAGUUGCCUUUUUCAGUUAUCUAUGUGGCAAAGGGAAAAUCUCGUCCAGAGCUUUCAGCUCGAUACCUUAUUCGUCAUCUCUUUACAGAGGAAGUAUUGGUAAAAAGCAAUGUAUAUGGCAGCCUGGAACGUGGCAUGUGUCCACUUGACUGUAAUAGGAUUCAUGCUCUCAGAGACUUUCUUCAGGAGAACUAUCCAUCUUAUGACCUUACAGAAACUGGAUAUGAUUGGAAAGCAUGUGUGGCUGCCAUCAAUAGUACAAUCCGAAGUCUUCGACAUGACCAUAAGAAGGCCACAAGAGGAUUCCAUGGGAAAACAUAAACGAAUGAGAAAAAUGCUUCAUAAAACCCUUCUGGAGUAAAACCACAUGAGAUAACCAUUAUCACAGUGGAUCAUUGUUUCAGUCAUCCUACAUAUGUUUCCUUAUGUAUGUGUCUCAAGUUCUGAUUUUUAAAAUGUGUUGGUGCAUUGGCAAUGCAGAAUCAUAGAAAAUAAUAAUGAAACCCGAUUCUUUGUAAAGUAUAAAUUGUAUCAUAAAAGUGAAACAUUGGAUAUUCCACAGGCUAUAUAAAAUGGUUUGCUUAACUUCUUUUAAUUUAGGUAGUUUUUAAUGUCAUGAAAGGAAUAAAAUGCUACUUCCAAAGAAGAGUAACUUAAAGUAUCUAAAAUGAAGGUGCAGAAACUCUUUGGAACCAUAGUUGGAGAAAUAUGCCAUAUUUAUGAUAACCAAGGAACUUUAUUUCAAAAUUAACAUUUAAUUAUUGAAAAGAGUUAUAAAGUUUAUAUAGAGCGAAAAUUCCUUUUAAGCUUCUUGAAAUUGAUAAAUUUAGAAGCAAUGAUCAUAUUCUUUUGCUGGAUUCAUGACAGCAUCUAGUUCAUUAAACCCUAGGACCUUCAUUGUUGCCAGUCAAUUAUUUUCUUACUAGUACUAGAAUGAACAUGAAGAAAAAAAGUUUUGGUAGUUAUUUUAGUUCAAUUUGAAUAAUUUGAUUUUUCAAGAAAAAAAUCUCAUGAAGAAUGAAAACUAAAUUUAGACUUCUCUAUCAAGAGUGAUUUCUAAAAUGCUUAUAUAAACUUGUUAUGUUUUCUAUAUUAUCUCUACAAUACUAUUUAAGUAUAUACAUUUUAAAUUAAUUAAUAAAAGUUUUAAGAAAUGUAAUUUGG